Meyerozyma guilliermondii ATCC 6260 is the source of this 609-nucleotide messenger RNA. RefSeq names its product Rab family GTPase (gene YPT53). The record is from RefSeq and is a predicted model, not a curated record. NCBI's taxonomy places the organism in Eukaryota, Fungi, Ascomycota, Pichiomycetes, Serinales, Debaryomycetaceae. Bases 1 to 609 code for a protein of 202 amino acids. The transcript has a single exon. Gene Ontology annotation, molecular function: GTPase activity; GTP binding.
AUGGUACCUUCUCCAGGUUACAAGAUAGUUCUUCUUGGAGACUCGUCUGUAGGGAAAACCUCCCUUGUACAUCGUUUUACAAACGGCUCGUUCAAUGAAAACACGGCGAAUACCAUUGGAGCAGCAUUUAUAACCAAGAAUUUCCCACUUUCAAACGACCCAAAUCGUCAUGUAAAACUAGAGAUAUGGGACACCGCUGGUCAGGAACGGUACAGAUCGCUCACACCCAUGUAUUAUCGCAGUGCCAGAGUUGCUUUGGUGUGCUUUGAUAUGUCAGAUAUACAAAGUUCGUUUGAGCGAGUUCGAUAUUGGGUUGACCAAAUGGAACUAAAUUCAUCAGAAACAGAAAAGAAAGUCAUUGUCGUGGGAAAUAAGAGCGAUAUGUACAAGGAAAGCGAUUCAAAUGAGCUAGCAACCAUAGAAGCUUAUUGUGAGGAACAUCAACUUCAGCUAUUCCAAUGCAGUGCCAAAGAUGGAAAGGGUGUCACCGAGCUUUUCACAUAUAUUGUAGAUAAGAUUGACGAUUCUUUCUUCCAUGAAGCACAUGACCAAACCGAUGGCCGACAGAGAAUUACUUUGUCAAGUGUGUCUAGUAGCAAGUGCUGCUGA